Messenger RNA from Chaetomium strumarium, 1225 nucleotides. RefSeq lists its product as uncharacterized. Bases 1 to 828 code for a protein of 275 amino acids. The transcript has 4 exons. NCBI's taxonomy places the organism in Eukaryota, Fungi, Ascomycota, Sordariomycetes, Sordariales, Chaetomiaceae. The record is from RefSeq and is a predicted model, not a curated record.
AUGCGCUUCAACUCGAAACAGCUCCAGAGCCGGGACAUCCUGUACACGGUGGAGCCCGAGAUCAUCCUGGACGAGCAGGGCUGCGAGCUGGUGCCUCGUCUCACCACGAUUCCGGCGUCCAACAACCGCCUGAACUCCACCCGGAGGCUCAUCGACCACGGAGUAGAUCUGUCGAGAUACGACGAGCGUAUAGGGAGUUCAAGGCCCGAUAGUAUCGAGCUGCGCACUACCUACGCCAUCUUGUCUGCUAUGAAGGGCCUAAUCGGCCACCGGUUCCUCGCUAUCGGCGCAGACCCCGAGGGUGUUCGGUAUUUGACGUUUGUAUCGUCCCUUACCUCGGUCCUCCGCCUCCCUAUACAGCAUGCCGUACCCCUUAGCUCUACUUCCAGCCUCUCCGGGAAUACCAUUCUCAGGCUCGCCGCCGCUCAGCUGAUUGCCGCAGCCAUCGCCGGGGCCUUCUCCUGGAUUCGGCUGCCUCUAUAUGCGGAAGUAAGCCAGCUACUGCCAGCGGAUAUUGCUGUUUUUGUCAGCUUCUCCAGCCAAGAAUCAGCCAACGAGCAGACGCUUCUCUCGGCGCUGCCGCCUUACUGUCGCGGGGAGACCGUCGGCUGGUAUCGAGCGUCAUGCGUGGCCAACGUAGGCGCCAUCAUCAGCGUCGGCUACAUCACCCAGUCGGCGCGCCAGCUCGACCUCACAGUGGCGAAUAUACACCUUACGCACCUGUCCGAGGAGGACUUCCACCAGAUGUUCGCCGAGGCCAUAGAAGCCGGAUUCCCGGACUCACCCGACAGGCCCGAGACCGAGUUCUCCACGGGGCUGCUCGAGUAGUCAAGAGCGCCUUUGCGGCACAGCUGUGCAGGAUCCUGUAGAUGUUGACGGGCGACAACAAUAUAAUAAAUAUAUAUAGUAUCAAUCUAGGGCUCGACUCGCUUAUCUCGGUCGAUAUCCGGUUGUAGUUCCUUAAGAACCUAUAGGUUAGCAUCCCUAUGCUUAAGAUCAUAGCCAACGACGUAUAGACAUAUUAGGGCUCGUUAAGGCUACCGCCGAAGGGAUCCCCACCGAGCUAAUCCCCGAGGUCCAGGCCAAUACAAAGGGGAGAUAAUAGCGGCUCCGAGACGAAUAGUAAUACUAACGCAGUCGCUACACCAUCGAGCAGCACGUUAUUAAGCAGAUAGGCACCCGAGCCCGACACGGUAGCGACUUUACCCGGUAGCACUACUCUACU